This is a messenger RNA of Telopea speciosissima, 1912 nucleotides long. RefSeq names its product plant UBX domain-containing protein 2. Bases 50 to 1483 code for a protein of 477 amino acids. The record is from RefSeq and is a predicted model, not a curated record. Gene Ontology annotation, molecular function: DNA binding. The transcript has 3 exons. Gene Ontology annotation, biological process: DNA repair; defense response to fungus. Lineage: Eukaryota; Viridiplantae; Streptophyta; Magnoliopsida; Proteales; Proteaceae.
CGCUUGCAUAUUAGAGCUUUGAUCUCUCUUGGAUCCUUCGAGAUCGGGCAUGGACGAUGUGAAGGAUAAAGUCAAGGGUUUUAUGAAGAAGGUGAAUAAUCCCUUCUCAUCCUCGUCUUCUGGUAAAUUCAAGGGCCAUGGGAGAGUCUUGGGCUCUUCUUCAUCUGGUCCCUCUAACCCUGUUCUUGCUCGCCCAACCCAGAUCGCCGAAUCAAGACAAAAUCCACCAGUAUCAAAUCCAAAGCCGAAGCCGCAGAUACCCCAGACCGAUUCUGGUACCGACCAGACCCUGAAAGACGAGCCCAUUCGAGAAAAUGUUCCCAAUUCAGAUCACAAAGCGGCAAAUGGUUUUGAUCCUUUUGAGUCUUUAGUCACCUCGGGGAAACGUUCUCAGAAUGGAUAUUCUCUUAAGGUUUUCGAGUGCCCAGUUUGCAAUAAAUCUUUUAGGUCUGAAGAGGAUGUGUCUGUACACAUCGAUAGCUGCAUCAGUGACAAGGUUUCCAAUGCUGAUGUUGUUGAAGAAUCCCCAAUGAAUGGGUCCAAUGCAGAGGCUUUGAAUGAAUUGGCGGAUCGUGUUGGGGCUUUUCUUUCUGGAGGGCCCUCAGAAGGGUCAGUGGAGGUUGUUCUUAAGCUUUUGCGGAAUAUUAUCAAAGAGCCAACCAAUGCCAAGUUCCGAAGAAUUCGUAUGAGCAAUCCAAAGAUUAGGGAGGCUGUUGGUGCAGUGGCAGGAGGUAUUGAGUUGCUGGAGUAUGUUGGAUUUAGACUUCAAGAAGAAGGUGGAGAGAUUUGGGCAGUUAUGGAAGAACCUUCGGAGGAUCAGAUAUCUUUAAUCAAAGAGUCCAUAUUGUUACUGGAGCCGCGGAAGACAGAAGACAUACAAUGCUUCUCAAGAAAGACGGAAGACUUACCAUCUGUAGUUGCAUCAACUGAGGUAGAAGGUCCAGUGGAGCCAAAGAAAAUCGACAGACAGAUUCGAGUCUUCUUUUCUGUUCCUGAAAGCAUAGCAAGGAAAAUUGAUCUGCCAGAGUCUUUCUACAACCUCUCUGCUGAGGAGCUGAGAAGAGAAGCUGAGACAAAGAAGAAAAAGAUAGCAGAAUCUCAGCUACUUAUUCCUAGAUCAUAUAAAGAGAAGCAGGUGAAAACUGCAAGGAAGCGAUUCAAAAAGGCUGUUAUCCGGAUCCAGUUUCCUGAUGAAGUAGUGCUCCAAGGCGUCUUUUUCCCAUGGGAGCCGACUACAGCGCUUUAUGAGUUUGUCAGCUCAGCACUCAAAGAACCCAGUUUGGAAUUUGAACUAUUGCAUCCAGUAGUUAUCAAGCGGCGGGUGAUCCCACGGUUUCCUGUUGCUGGGGAUAGAACUCCAACAUUAGAGGAAGAGGACUUGGUACCAACAGCUCUUGUAAAGUUCAGGCCCAUUGAGACAGAUUCAGUUGUUUUCACUGGGCUCUGUAAUGAGCUCCUAGAGAUCAGUGAACCACUCAGCUGAUGGUGAGUUGCUUCAGCAUGUGUCUCUGGAGGCUGUAACUCCUUAUAGAGUGAUAUGGUGGUUGCUGUCUCAAGUGUUGGGUUUUCAGAGCCAUUGUUGUAAAUGUGACUUUUAUGCUGUAGCCAUUUCUACAUUGGUUGGGUUUUGUAGCCCUUGUUGUAAAUGCAUUUUCUGUUCCGUUGCCGUUCAUUGGUUGGUGUUCCAGAAGCUAGACUUUUGGUGCACUUUAAGGUUUAAUGUUUCAUACCUUCUCAACUCAACAAUAAAAUUUCUGGAAUUUAAUUGUUAAAUCAUUAAUGUAUACAUAGACUAGAAUGUAAAUAUGCAUCCAUUUUUUAUUGUUGAGAAGGUAGAAUUGCUCUUGAAUUUCAUUGUGUGAUCCAUCAUUUUUAUGUUAUUUUGAUAAUAACAAGCUGAUUUUUUAUUGAU